GCUGGGAGUGUGUGAGUGUGUGUGAGUGUGUGUGUGCACUGAGCGGGCACCUAGCUAUGGGUCCAUCACAUGAGGAGCUCCGGACUAUCACACACCCCGGGAACUGCCUUUUACUAUGUGCUUAGUCAUUGAAUGGGAGAGCAGGCUGAGGGACCUGACUGGGAGUAGUCCAUUACAUGUCUUCUGUACGACACACUGCAACUGGGAGCUGUGCAGAUACAGGUUCCAAUGAAAGGAUAGAGGAAUGGCUGCUGAGAACAGAGAUUCAAUAUCUUGGUAUCAGAAGAAAAUUGGAGCAUAUGACCAACAAAUAUCGGAAAAAUUAGUAGAACAGAAGGAGAUAAAAGUUAAGGGUUUUAAGAACAAACCAAAGAAGAUGUUUCAUAUGAAAUCUGACUUGAUUGAUGUGGAUCUGGUCAGAGGAUCAACAUUUGCCAAAGCUAAACCUGAAAGCCCAUGGACAUCUUUAACUCGGAAAGGUCUUGUUAGAGUUGUAUUAUUUCCAUUGUUCAGCCGAUGGUGGAUGAGAGUUACCAGCCCUGGAGUUUUCACUUGGCUGUUGGCGCUUUACAUCAUGCAAGUGAUCUCGAUAGUGCUUUAUUGCUUUGUGCCUGUGGCAAGUGUGAGUGAGCAAGCUGGUCCAAUGUGCCUUAUGCUGCUUCUAGGAACAGUUCAUUGUCAGAUUGUAUCUACAAAGAGCAGUAGAGUAUCUGGAUCAAGCAGAGGAAAAAGACAGAGACGGUUUCAGAAAUGUCCAAACACGGAUGACAAAAAAGAAUUCACUAGGCCAUUUAAGACACCAUCUUCUAGUAAUCCACUGAAGUCCCUACUGUCUGAUAGGAUAGAAAGUGAAGGGAAAUCACACCAAUGGGACAUAGACGGCAAAAAAAAAGGUUUACCCAUGGACUACCCAGGAAUGUCAGCUAAGCUCAUAAGGGUCAACAGAAAAAUUCUACCUAGGAAAACUUGCACAAUAAACCAGAAUCCGCUGUGUGAAAAUGUUGGAAGAAGGGGAGCUGAUGCUUGUAUGUGUGAAUCAUACUGCUUACUGUGCAGGCCUGUAGUAACAACUGGAAGAAAGAUUCUGGGUGAAAUGAGACAAGAUGCUAAUGAGAUUUCAGAAGAUUUGUCAAGCGGAGAUACAGACACAAGGCAUGAAUUCUUGUCUCCGCGGAGUGUAGAGGGGGCAUCAAGUGAUAAUGGAUGCACUUUAACAAGGAGGCACGUGAAUUCAUCUGUCAACAAGAGAUCCCAGGUUACUCAUCUUUACAGAUUUUUCAAGCUUUUUUCCUUUAUAAUUUUCUUAGAAAGGCAACAGAGGAAAACAGACAUCCCAACACAUCUCAAGAGUCAGGACAGCUCAGAGGAUUCAGAGGAAGAAUCUAUCUUUAGCCAGGGCUCUAGGUCUGGUGUAAGCUGCAGUUCCCGCAGUUACAUAGUCUCUCAUCAGGACUCUGAAAGCACUCGGCAAGGCUCAGAGACAGACGAUAUGCUUUUGGAUGACUUGCUGCAUGGACCCCAGUGUGGAUCGUCCUGUGAGAGUGACACUGAUGAGGACCUCUCCCAAUCCAAUGCAGGAGAUAAUAGGAGCUCUCCAUCAAAGGAUGUCUUUCAACUGAACCAUCUGUUUUGGCUACAAGGUACAAGUCCCACUUCUGAGAGAGUAAGUGCAAUCAUAUGGGAAAAGAAUGAGUGUAAGAAAGCCGACAUGUCUGUAUUGGAUAUCAGUGGGAUUAUCAUGAAACAAGUGAGAUCCUAUGAACAUGGCGUAGGCUACCAGAUGCUGGGAAAUGCAGUAACUGUAGCUGUGGCAGUCUUCCCCUUCCUCUUCCACUUAUGUCAUCAGCGGGACAUGGAACAGAUCUUUUCACUGACUGGAAAGGAGCUUUUAGCGGUUUUCUGUGGCGCCUCUCCAACCCCACUGCUAUUGAUUUUAUCAACUAUUAACCUGGUGCUGCGAAUCUGCCUCUCAUGGAUGUUUUUCUUCUUGAUGUGUGUAGCAGAAAGGACGUAUAAACAGAGGUUUCUGAUAGCCAAGCUUUUCAGUCAUCUGACCUCUGCUAGAAAAGCACUGAAGUCUGAGAUCCCUCACUUCCGGCUGAAGAAGGUGCAGAACAUUAGGAUUUGGCUAUCUUUAAGGUCCUAUCUGAAGAGAAGAGGACCUCAGAGAUCUGUAGAUGUCAUUGUGUCAUCAAUCUAUUUAUUAACACUGUCUAUUGCCUUUAUUUGUUGUGCGCAGGUUCUGAAUGGACAUAAAACCUUUCUAAGCUAUCUCUAUAACUGGGAGUUCCUGAUUUGGGAAGCAGCUUUGCUCAUCUUUCUCCUACGUCUAACUUCCCUGGGAUCAGAAACCAACAAGAAGUAUAGCAAUGUCUCUAUACUACUGACUGAAGAGAUCAAUCUUUAUUUGAAAAUGGAAAAGAAGCCAAACAAGAAGGAACAGCUCACGAUUGUGAAUAAUGUCCUGAAAUUGUCUUCCAAACUCAUUAAAGAAAUUGACACCCCUUUCAGGCUGUAUGGACUUGCAAUGAACCCUUUAAUUUAUACUAUAACCCGUGUCGUGAUUCUUUCUGUGGUAUCUGGUGUUAUAAGUGACCUUUUAGGAUUCAAUAUCAGAUUAUGGAAAAUUAAAUCAUGAUCUUCCACAGUAGAAGAAAAUAUCUAUGCAGGCACACUGAAUUUGGUGCUGGAACCCCUGGCAUUCACAGGCAAGCUUGGGCAUCUGAGCUGCAUGUUGCAAGCUUUGCAUGAACAGGAACCACAGGAAUAUGUAUUCCAGUCUAGACGUUAUUUCAAAUAUGCCAAAUUAAUUUUUAUAGCAGAAAUUUAUUCUAUUUUAUGGAAAAAAAAAGAAAAUUAUAAAUGUAUUUAUUGAUUUAUAAAGGAUGAGUUUUUUUAAUAUUAAGUACUGUAUUGUAAAAUGUAUCAGGUACACCUCGGAUUAAAAUGUACAUAAUGUAUAAUAAUUUGUUUAACUGAAUGGGUUAGAAUGAAUGGGCAAAACUGCCCAUGUGCCAAAGUGUAUUUUUUUCUUUGUCAGAUGUAGGCCUCAUGCACACUGGGGGCCAGAUUCACAGAAGAAAUACGCCGG
Rana temporaria (common frog) is the source of this 3091-nucleotide messenger RNA. It is a transcript of the gene PHTF1, whose product is annotated as putative homeodomain transcription factor 1. The record is from RefSeq and is a predicted model, not a curated record. NCBI's taxonomy places the organism in Eukaryota, Metazoa, Chordata, Amphibia, Anura, Ranidae. Gene Ontology annotation, cellular component: endoplasmic reticulum.